Molecule: messenger RNA, 858 nt
Organism: Asparagus officinalis (garden asparagus)
Lineage: Eukaryota; Viridiplantae; Streptophyta; Magnoliopsida; Asparagales; Asparagaceae
Product: NEP1-interacting protein 1-like
Exons: 6
Coding region: 1-627 (208 amino acids)
Source: RefSeq, a predicted model, not a curated record
AUGGGUGCUGAAAAGAUCAUAUGCGCUAUUGUCACCUGUGUCUUUGCUACAGUGUGUUCAGUUGUAGGAGCGAUUACUGGUGGGGUAAUUGGAUUGGCUACUGAGAGUGGGCUUUUUCGAGGGGCCGGAAUCGGGGCGAUCUCUGGUGCUGUUUUCUCUAUUGAAGUCGUUGAAUCUUCUCUUGCCCUUUGGCAUUCGAAUGAUUCUGGUAUAUGGAGCAUCCUCUAUGUGAUUGACAUCCUCGCUAGCCUUUUGAGUGGGAGGCUUGUCAGAGAGAAGGUUGGCCCUGCGGUUCAGAGCGCAGUGCAGAGUCAGAUGAGUGCUGUUGAUGCUCCCUUCAAUGAGGUUCUUGAUAUUUUUGAGACCGGCGGCACUGGAGGCAUGUCGAAGGAUUCCGUUAAUAAGCUUGAAAAGAGUAAGAUUUCGAAGCAGAACAAUGGUGAUGACUUUGGAGAGAAAAUUUGCUAUCUGUUUGCCUUCAGGGAGCCCACACAUAUGGUGGCUGACUUCCAAACUGGGGAAACGGCAAGGUGCUUGCCUCACUGUCGGCAUAUGUUUCACUUGCAGUGCAUUGACAGUUGGCUUAUCAGGCAUGGCUCUUGCCCGCUUUGUAGGCGAGAUAUCUAAAUCUCCUCCUCCUUUUUUUUGCGAGAGGAUUCAGUUGCGUAUGCUGAUGUUUCUUAGUUCUUCCCUUUCCUUUUUCAAUUCUUUUAUGUAGUUUUUCUUCAAUGAGCCCCAUUUUGUGUGGCUAUAUUUUUGUGUAUUAUGAUGUAAAGAUCUAUUCUCCCUUGGACAUAUAAUAGUACCUCAUGGAGCACCUAACCUUCUUUUAUUUUCAUGAGGUUUUUGUUUGGUUGA